AUGAAAAUUAUAUUCGUUUUGCUCUUUGUUAUAACUAUUAAGUCUGAAAGAUUAUUGGUUUCUUAGGAUAAUGAUUUUGUUGAUGAUGAUAAUGACUUUGCUGGUGGAGUAUUUCCAACAACAGAUUCUAGUUCUGAUACUUAUAAUAAAGCUCUAUAAUAUGCAUAACAACAUUACGCUGAAAGUUGCAAAUUGAGUGAUUUAUAAUGGGAGAGUUUAGAUGCUUCCAAGAAUUAGAUGGUCUAAGGAAUGUUAUAUUAUUUUAAUGUAACAAUGAAGGGAAAUGAGAGAUUAGAGAAAUAUGAGAUUUAAGUUUGGAUUCAAGCAGACAGAGAACAAACUGCAGAAAUUACUUAGUGUAAAAAAUUAUGA
Molecule: messenger RNA, 372 nt
Organism: Paramecium tetraurelia
Lineage: Eukaryota; Ciliophora; Oligohymenophorea; Peniculida; Parameciidae
Exons: 3
Source: RefSeq, a predicted model, not a curated record